This is a messenger RNA of Oldenlandia corymbosa var. corymbosa, 1167 nucleotides long. NCBI's taxonomy places the organism in Eukaryota, Viridiplantae, Streptophyta, Magnoliopsida, Gentianales, Rubiaceae. The record is from the annotation of a GenBank genome assembly.
AUGGCGACUCUGCAACUAAUCCCUCCUCCUUCCCGCCCGAAACAUGAAAAUCCGGACCCAUCCCUUGAAGAAUCCCCCGAUUCUCUCCCAAACGAACUCAUUAUCGAGAUCCUCACUUGGCUUCCUGCCAAAACCUUCCUUCGGUUCCGGGUCGUCUCCAAAUCCUGGCGAGCCAUGAUUUCGGACCCGAAAUUCAUCAAAGCCCACCUCAGGAAUUCUUCCAGCCGGGGUGAUUACGCUCACCACCGGGUGCUUUUUCGGGGGUCCACAAGUGCUUCGGUGUACAACUACUACGACACCAGGUAUUUCCCCCUUGCUCCUGUCUUGUUUUGUCCUGCGAAGACUGCGAUUGUGUCAAAACGUGUGGAAAAUUGUGUCAUUAGCAGAGACAGUGAUAUUGUGGGUUGUGCAAAUGUUAUUGUUUGUGUUGGCGCGAAUAGGGAUGAACUGUUUUUUUGGAACCCUGCUAUUAGGAAGUGUAAGAAAUUGGCUCGGUUGACGAUGAUUGUCGAGUGUAUGUUGUUGCGACUGAUAGUUCUGGGGAUAACUGGAUUGAUGUGUACAGUGGGAACACCAACACUUGGGAGGAGGAUUGACGGCUUUGCGUUUGGUGUUUGGCCUGAUCCAGUGUUUCGUGUUGCUCGUGGGAAGCUUUAUUGGGGAAAUCGUACUAGUAAGGGGACCGACAUUGGUUUCUUUGACUUGAAGACUGAAACUUAUGGAGUGGUGCAACAACCCGACUAUGGGAAAGAUGCUUGUGAUCUGGAUUUGGAAGUUUUGAAUGGCUGUCUUGCUGUCUGCUGUUAUUCUCGCACCUCUCAUGUCGAUCUUUGGAUUAUGAAGGAACAUGGAGUGAAGGAAUCUUGGACCAAAGUGCUUUUAGUUCCUAACUUUGAGGAUCCCAGUCGUGUGAAGUACUGCAUUCCAAUUUUCAUGUCCAAGGAUGGCAAAAUUCUCUUUUGGUACUGGAAAUCCUUGGCUCUUUCUGAUCCUAAGACUAAAUCAGUGACCUACCCUCGUGUUAGUUUCAUGAGAGAGCCUUGGCAAGUUGAUGUAGUUGUUGAUAGUUUGGUUUUGGUUAAUGAUCAUGAUGCAGAAGAGCCAGUGAUGAUUACUGAUUCGGAUGUUAUCGACAUGCUUCCGCAUCCUGCUCCUAAUCUAGCAUAG